Messenger RNA from Trichosurus vulpecula (common brushtail), 5408 nucleotides. It is a transcript of the gene PRKAR1A, whose product is annotated as protein kinase cAMP-dependent type I regulatory subunit alpha. Gene Ontology annotation, biological process: regulation of protein phosphorylation. Gene Ontology annotation, molecular function: cAMP-dependent protein kinase regulator activity. Bases 563 to 1705 code for a protein of 380 amino acids. Gene Ontology annotation, cellular component: cAMP-dependent protein kinase complex. The transcript has 11 exons. NCBI's taxonomy places the organism in Eukaryota, Metazoa, Chordata, Mammalia, Diprotodontia, Phalangeridae. The record is from RefSeq and is a predicted model, not a curated record.
GCAUCCACAGCCGCAGCCUCAGCCGCAGUAGCCGCAGUCCUUAAGCAUCCGCCUGGGCCUUAGUAACAGCACGAAACCUUCCCCCCAGCCCCACCCCACACAGGGUCUGCAGAGAAGAGGGCGCAGCUGCAGAGGCGCCUCCCCACCCCCUCCUCUCCGCCCACGUGAGGUAGUCUGGGGCUAGGAAAGGGGGAGACAAGACAGACUAGUCAGAAGAGGCGGAGGAAAGGAGAGGAAGAGGACAAGGAAGGGGCUGCAGCAGAAGCGCCAGGAGGAGCCCGACGAGAAGAGGUGGAGCUCGGGGAGAAGAGGUGGAGCUCGGGGAGACCGAGACAUAGACCGACAGACCGACCGACGGACGGACGGACGGAGAGAAAGAGGAAGACGGGGAGAAAAAGGGAGACCGAGGCAGACAGUCUAGCCUGAGAGACAGUCUGGACACAUAGCGUCUAAAGCGAGACAAAGAGAAAAAGAGAGAUAGAGAGAAAGAAAGCUAUAGAAAAAGAACAAUAGAGAAAGCAGAGCCAGAAGAGGAAAGAUUGUGGACAAGCAGCUAAAAGCAAUGGCAACCAGCAGCGCCAGCAGCGAGGAGGAGCGGAGCCUCCGGGAGUGUGAGCUCUAUGUCCAGAAGCAUAAUAUCCAGGCACUCCUCAAGGAUUCCAUUGUACAGCUCUGUACUGUUCGGCCUGAGAGACCCAUGGCAUUCCUUAGGGAAUACUUUGAGAGACUGGAGAAGGAGGAAACAAAACAGCUUCAGACUCUGCAGAAAGCAAGUGCCCAUUCUGAAUCAAGGGAAGAAGAAAUUUCUCCUCCACCUCCCAAUCCAGUGGUUAAGGGUCGGAGGCGAAGAGGGGCUAUCAGUGCAGAAGUGUACACUGAGGAAGAUGCUGCAUCAUAUGUUAGAAAGGUUAUUCCGAAAGAUUACAAGACUAUGGCUGCUUUAGCUAAAGCCAUUGAGAAGAAUGUCUUGUUCUCACAUCUGGAUGACAAUGAGAGAAGUGAUAUUUUUGAUGCCAUGUUCCCAGCCUCCUUUAUUGCUGGAGAGACUGUAAUUCAACAAGGUGAUGAAGGAGAUAACUUCUAUGUGAUUGAUCAAGGAGAGAUGGAUGUCUAUGUCAACAAUGAAUGGGCAACCAGUGUUGGAGAAGGAGGGAGCUUUGGAGAACUUGCCUUGAUUUAUGGAACUCCUAGAGCAGCAACUGUCAAAGCAAAGACAAAUGUGAAAUUAUGGGGCAUUGACCGAGACAGCUAUAGGAGAAUCCUUAUGGGAAGCACAUUGAGAAAGCGGAAGAUGUAUGAAGAAUUCCUCAGCAAAGUUUCUAUUUUAGAGUCGCUGGACAAAUGGGAGCGUCUCACAGUGGCUGAUGCAUUGGAACCCGUUCAGUUUGAAGAUGGGCAGAAGAUUGUAGUGCAAGGAGAACCUGGAGAUGAGUUCUUCAUUAUCUUAGAGGGUUCUGCUGCUGUGCUUCAGCGUAGGUCGGAGAAUGAAGAAUUUGUUGAAGUAGGAAGAUUGGGGCCCUCUGAUUACUUUGGUGAAAUCGCACUUUUGAUGAAUCGUCCACGAGCUGCCACAGUGGUUGCUCGUGGCCCCUUGAAAUGCGUUAAACUGGACCGACCUCGAUUUGAACGUGUUCUCGGUCCUUGCUCAGACAUCCUCAAACGCAACAUCCAGCAGUACAACAGCUUUGUAUCACUGUCUGUCUGAAAUGUGGCUCCCUCUGCUUGAGCCCAUGCUUCACCCAGUCCUUUUCCUCGUUUGCAGCACCACAUGGCCAUUGUCAUUGUGGCUUCCUGUCUGUUUAUUUUAAAAAAGGAGAAAAAAGUUGCUUUCAUUGCACCAUUUUUAAUUUGGAGCAUUAGUUGAAGUGCUCUGUGUCCAGUUAAAUAAAUAGAGUUAUAUGGAGAUUUUGCUGUUACUGCUUCUCUUUGUGCAGUGUUAGUGUCCAACUUUUGGCAGUCAGUGCCAUGCUUUUUGGUGAGGGUAGAUCCCAACACCAAAUGAAUUGCCAUAGAGUAAGAAUAUAACAGUGGAAAAAUUUUAAAAAAUGAAACAUACUUUUCCAGCUAUUGUAAGCAUAUUUUAGACUGUGGUCAUAAUCUGCUGUUUUUUGUUAAAAAACAAAUGACUCCUUAAAAGCUUCUCUAAAGUUUAAAAAAUGCAUGGGUACUCUAAUUCUCAGUGCAGUGGAGAGGCAUUUGCUUAUAGUCAAAUGGUAGUUUAGAGAUGGUAGGAAAGCCUAAUGUCUGCUGGUUUUCAAAUGACUUCAUAUGUUUGAUUUCUUCUUAAAAACCUCCAGAUUUUUUGGUUGUCAUGCUUAAUUGCUUCUGUUCACACUAGAUACUGAUGUAACUCCCCUAAUUUAUAGAAAAAGCACUUCUGCUUGACAUGUUUCUAGCUGCCAUCAGCAAAUUUUCAGCCCAAUUCUAAAUCUUUGAAGCAAAAAAGUGGACUAAUGUUUAACUACAUUUGUCCAGUGAUUCAUAAAUUGUAGAAUGAAUCCUCUGUUUACCCAGUUAGUGCCAAAUAUUAAAUGUCAGUAAUUAGACUCAGUAAAAGAAUUUGAGGUAGAUAUUCUUUCUGUUCUUGUAGCUUUUGCUUCUUGCAUAUUCUUCAUUUGACUUCUGCAUAAGGUUCUCUGCCUGAUUUCAGGAGAUGGGUUUGACUGGGAAUGUAUACAUGUGGAAAACCUGUCACCAUGGAUUAAUGGAGGUGCUGUGGCUAAUGUGGGAAUUGUGAGGUGGAUCAAGUGUGGUGUCAGGUACCUUUUACUGUCCCUAGAAAUGCAUAUGAUUUAAUUGUUUUCUUCUAUGUUAACCAGAAGUAAUGCUAGGUUGGGAGUGUGUGUGUGUUUGUUUAUGUAAAAUGCCAUGUCAGGCUUCCUUUCCCUUUCAAUCUGAAGUUCUAUGACAACUUUUAUUUUACGCAAAACUUUUCUGAGUCUUUAAUAUAUUUCAAUAUUUACCAGCUUUGUUUUACAUUAUUCCAAAUAGGUCAGUGAUUCUCAGCAGUUUUUUUUUUUUAAAAACAAAAUUACACAGUUUCAUAUGUAAGCAAUUUUAAGGUUUCGUUUUCAUUGUAAUCUUAUAGAGGGAAGUUGAACCUGGGAGUGAGAGCAAGCAUUUUUGUGUUUGUUAUGCAACAGGCUUUAAUAAUGCUUUCUGCCUUUUCAUGGGUAUUUACCUUGGUCAUGGUACAUUUUGUUCAAAGAUUUAAGUGGUUUUCAGACUGUUGGUUGUAAAAUUUAUUCCUGAGGCUUGAGCCUUGGGAAAGUAAAAAGUCACCGUAUAUAAAUAUUUCUGUUUUUCAAAAGAAUGUCAAGUGAAGAUUUCCAAUACUUACCUUCAUGUAUGAAUCUCUUUUUUUUCAAUUUAAACAAAUUUUUUUAUCUGUUUCUAGGUUUUUCUUCUUACGUUAGUUACUGUUAAGACUGAUCCUUAUUAAUGUGUCAGAAAUGUACUUAAACGAGUUUAGAAUGCCACAGAAAUGCACACUUUCCAGUAUAUAUUUGUAUAGAUCUAUAUACGUGUAGCUAUACCUAUUUAGAUAAAUAUAAUAAUGCUUGCAUCCUAAUUGAGUUUCCCUGCUGAAUCUUUUACUUGCAAUUUUUACUCCUUUUGUAGCUUUGCCUAAAAGAUAAGCUAAGUCUAGGUUAAAUAUUAAUCAGUGCUAGCUUUACCAUUCUGUGCAGUUUAAAUAUGUGUGAGAAACCACAGUUGGCAUAGUUACUGUAGCUAACAUUCAGGCCUUUAGAACUCAUUUUUUAAAAGUUCCAUUUAGCUACAGCCCUAGAAAGUAAACAGUAGAUGACCAAUGGACCAUUUUUGUAUUGUUAUCUAUCAUAAUCUGUAUACUGUAUAUCCUAAUAUAUUCUAUUGCUUUUGUUAAAGAUUGUCCUAAUGGCAGAUUAAGCAAAUAAAAAUGAUUUAAAUUACUAAAUAUAAUCAUCUUCCCCCUUCAAUAAUAAUCUUUUAUCCCAGCAAACAGUAAUAAUUAUAAUUAGAAGUUAAUUAGGGGUAGGACUAUGUUAAUAUACUAAGAAGAGUUUACUUUCAGAGAGACACAUUUCAGUCUUUGCCAACCAAAGAAUGGAAAUUUGCUGUAAGAGAGUACUGUGCCUGUCAGUCUCGGACAGACUACAUUAAUCAUAGCAUCUUAAAGCUGGAAGGGACCUCCAGAGAAAAAACAUUUGUUUCCACUCUGAAGGCAAAAAGUUAAUACCUUUGAGCUUUUUUCUUAGACUUUAUAGAAAAACAAGAACAACCAAACCAAUAGUUUCUGAGUCAGCAUAUUAAUUUGGUGUAAAGCUCGACAUAUUGCUUCUCUAUAUAUUUGUCUUCACAACUAGCUUUGCUUCCAGUUAGUCACUCUUCAGAUGUCUGACCAUAGGCAGAAGGCUUCUAGCUUGUUAAUAUACACAGCAGUUCUUGUGAAUGUAUUUAUCUAUCCUCACAUGUAAUGGAACUUAAGACUAGUAUAUUCAGAUGUUGUCAAAAAGAUUUUUUUUUCAUUUAUGUUGCUUUCCAAGGCAAACAGCUUAAACAUGUUCAGUAUUGUUUUGGGGGCCAUGGACAGAAUAGAUACAGCCAAAAGAGAAUCCAACUCAACAGCAGUUCCUUUGGGUGGAUCCCUAGUUACAUGUGCCCUUUGCCAAAGCAGAGCACUAAAAUGAUAGCUCAAAUUGGAGCUUUUCUUCUCCAGGGCAGAGUAUGUGUCUUACUCCUUUUUGUAUCCCCCAUGGUGCCUUGCAUAUGGUAGGAGCUCAGUAAAUAUUUAUCGAAUUUUCACCAACAUCAUGUUGCUACAGUUUUUCUUGACAUGAUUUUGUGAUUUUAAACUGAAUUUUAAAAAUACAAGCAUUUUUACCCCAAACUGUAAAUUCAGAGCUUAAAAGUGCUGUUUCUUCCCAUUUUUCCCAGUAUUGUAUAAUAUGUAGAGAGUAGCCUCAGAGUCUGAAAGGCCUGGAUUUAAGUCCCAUCUCUGAUAAAUAUUACCUAUGUGCCCCUCAAUAAGUCUUUACAACUACAAAUUGCAGUGCAAUUGCCCAUUUGCAUUGCUAGUGAGUUAGUUCCCUACAACAACAAUGAAAUCAGGUCUGGACCAAAAAAAAAAAUUUCCCAGUGUAUUUUUAGAUGACUUAAAGUGACAUCGAGGCAUGCUUGCCUAGAUAGCUCCUUAUUACGCCCCCCAAAACUUGCGUCAUAUGAGCUGUUGGAGUCUGUAGACCUGAGGAUAAAAACGGGAUUUGAGUUUCUUUGUUCCUGCUCAUUCACAGGAUAUUUUCCAUGAUAACCGCCUCUGAUGUGCAUGUAUAGCUAAAAUUGUUUUCUCGACUUCAGGUCUGUGACCUUAUCCUUAGCCCAUCCCAGAAUGAAACCACCAAUAAAGGCAACUCUAUUCAUCUUGCAAA